AUGUCCUGUUUGAGUGGAACCGGAGGAAGAACCUACGGGUUAGAUUUAGAUAUAAUAAAAUCGCCACCAUGUUCAUGGAGUAGAACUUCACAAACAUCUUCUUCGCCUUCUUCAACAAUCUCUGAAUCAAGCAAUUCGCCGCUCGCAAUCUACACCACAAAACCUAGAACUCCUCGAAAACGACCCAACCAAACCUACAACGAAGCUGCAACACUUCUUUCAACUGCUUACCCGAAUCUCUUCUCCAAUCCGAAUCUAAAAACGAACCCGAACAAUAAAUUCCAUAAACCGUUAUUAUCAUCGGAGAAAACUUACGAUUCCGAUUCCUCGGAACUUCUUCUACCUUUCCGAGUAUUUGACACGUCUUCGUCUUUUUUACUUCACGGUACAAUUCAUCAACACAAGCCGAAUUUACCGUCAGAGCCGAAGCCGGUGAAGCCAUGUCAGAGUCCUGGAGAGAUAAGUUCAAUGGUGAAUUUACUCGAAUCGAACGACGGAGAUGAUUUCGAUGCCGAAUCGAUUCUCGAUGAGGAAAUUGAAGAAGGCAUCGAUAGCAUCAUGGGAGGGAGAAUUCAGGAGGAUGAAUCUAACGGUGGCUCUUCUCAUCUUCCAUGGAUUGGUUUUGGCGGGAAAAUCGAUUUCCGGUUAGGUUUACAGAGAGCUGGAGUGAGAGCUCUUCGUCAUGUUGAUGAAGGUAAUUGGUGGAAUUUUCCGGCGGUUGAUAUUCUUAAAAUUUCGCCCAAAAUUUGCAGUGUCGGUGCUAAAACGGCGGCAGCACCGGUGACGGAGAAAAAAAAGAAGAAGAAAGUGGUUGUUGUUAUGAAACAGAGCGAGGAGUUGAAAGAAACGGAAUUGCCAAAGUCGAAACCUGGGUUGUUGUUGAAAUUGAAUUACGACGGCGUUCGAAAAGCGUGGUCCGACCGGGGAACACCGUUCGCCGACGACAGCCCUAUUUCCGAUGUAUCGGGAAACGACGUCAAUGCACGGUUGUCACAGAUUGAUUUGUUGUGGGAGAACGGAGGAGGGGUGAGAGAAGCGAGUGUGCAACGUUAUAAAGAAAAACGUCGCACACGUCUCUUCUCUAAGAAGAUAAGAUAUCAAGUUAAAAAAGUCAACACAGAUCGACGGCCAAGGAUGAAGGUAUGA
Messenger RNA from Lathyrus sativus (Indian pea), 1146 nucleotides. NCBI's taxonomy places the organism in Eukaryota, Viridiplantae, Streptophyta, Magnoliopsida, Fabales, Fabaceae. The record is from the annotation of a GenBank genome assembly.